This is a messenger RNA of Anopheles funestus (African malaria mosquito), 1128 nucleotides long. It is a transcript of the gene Fer2LCH, whose product is annotated as soma ferritin. The record is from RefSeq and is a predicted model, not a curated record. The transcript is spliced from 2 exons. Gene Ontology annotation, cellular component: cytoplasm. Gene Ontology annotation, biological process: iron ion transport; intracellular iron ion homeostasis. NCBI's taxonomy places the organism in Eukaryota, Metazoa, Arthropoda, Insecta, Diptera, Culicidae. The coding region runs from base 272 to 964 and encodes 230 amino acids. Gene Ontology annotation, molecular function: ferric iron binding; ferrous iron binding.
CUGUUCGAAGAACAUUCAUAACAGUGUCAACUAUUGGUGGAAGUAAGACGCAAAUCGCGUUUCUUGUCCAGGUUACAAAUUUGUCAAUUCGUAGCGAAUCCUUUCGCUAGCUGUCACAGUAUAAGCAAACCGAUCGACGUAAAGAUUUUUGUCGAAUCAAGAAGGUUCACAAAAUCUGCCCUUUAAUUCGUACCAUUGAAAAGGCGAACAGCCAUAUUAUCCCUACAUCAUCGCCCUUGACAACCAGUCAGUGAGUGUGUGAGCAGAAACGAUGAUGGCAAAGAUGAAUGUUGUGUUCGUGUUGGGCUUUGUGCUGGUGGCUUCCGCCUUUGCGACGGACCUUAGCGCCAAUGACUGUGAAAUAAGCGUGGAGGAAUGUUCACCAGUCUAUUCUAGCUUCCUGUCGCGUUCCGGCAAAACGGUUGAGAAUGAUUUGAAACAGUACACCAGCCAGCUGGUAGACAAAUCGUUCCAUUUCUUGUUCAUGUCGUCCGCAUUUAACAAGCACAGCCUGGACCGACCCGGAUUCGAGAAGUUGUACCGCAAGAUCAGCGACAAGGCCUGGGAGGACGCCAUUGAGCUGAUCAAGUACCAGAGUCGUCGCGGUGGAUUCGGACACUUGGUGCAACCGAGCAAGGGUGAAAACUACGGCAAGGUGUUGGAUGUGCAGGAGCUGAGCUCGCUGCAGUUCGCGCUGGACUACGAGAAAACGAUGGCCAAGGAAGCCCAUGCCAUCCAUCGCAAGAUUUCCCACGCUCACUCGAAGGCCGGUAAUGGAGGAGACGAUGUUUACCAUUACGAUCCGGAUACUGCCCACUAUUUGGACGAGAAGCUCAUCGAGUACCAGUCGGGCGUUGUACGCGAUCUGGCCGGUUACAUUCACAAUCUGAAGCACUUCACAUCGGGUAAACAAGCGGCCGAUUUGGGCAACCAUCUGUUCGAUGAGUACCUGGCCACGGUUUAAUAAUCGCGCCGAAGGUGCAUGGUGCGGGAGACCGCGACAAAACAUAUUAUCGCGUUAAAUAUUACUCCCAUUUCGUUUGAUGUAUUUCGCUGAUAUGUAGAGCAGAGCGUUUGAAAUAAACAGAAAUUCCCCAUAUGUGAUCCACAAAAAGGAGAAGAAAAGAA